UGAGGAGAUGAAAGGAGAGACUGAGGGUAAAGUCGGAACUGAAGUGAAGUCUGUGUUAGUGUUGCAUCUGUUGCAGCUGUUGCAGAUGUGAAAGAAGAAAGUGUUUUAGAAAUGAAGGUAGAGGCUGCUUUGGAGGGAGAGGGUAGUGAUGUUAUUGUGUCUACUGCGGAGGAAGAGAGAAGGGGAGAUGGUGAUGCUAUAGUGAAAGGAGAAAAUGCUAUGGAGACAGGAAAGAUAAAUUCCUGUGAAGGAAAAGUAUCCUCAUAUCUGCAUACAACUCGAGUAAGAAACAUUAAGGAAAUGAAAUGCUUAUGCACUUUUGUUUCAACAAAAUAGGUGAAAAGGCUCAACUCAAGAUAUUGGAAGAACAUGCAAAAGAAGUGCAGGACCUGGAUAGAAAAGUCCCAUCCUUAUCACCCAAGUUUUUGCUUUCUAUACUGGAGCAGUGUUAGGGGACAUCAAGAGAUGGUUUGGGAAGCACCAGAGCACAUGAGAAGAU
Messenger RNA from Geodia barretti, 499 nucleotides. The record is from the annotation of a GenBank genome assembly. NCBI's taxonomy places the organism in Eukaryota, Metazoa, Porifera, Demospongiae, Tetractinellida, Geodiidae.